This is a messenger RNA of Rhizoctonia solani, 837 nucleotides long. RefSeq names its product mitochondrial carrier protein. The record is from RefSeq and is a predicted model, not a curated record. Bases 1 to 837 code for a protein of 278 amino acids. Gene Ontology annotation, molecular function: sulfate transmembrane transporter activity; thiosulfate transmembrane transporter activity; antiporter activity. Lineage: Eukaryota; Fungi; Basidiomycota; Agaricomycetes; Cantharellales; Ceratobasidiaceae. Gene Ontology annotation, biological process: oxaloacetate transport; malate transmembrane transport; phosphate ion transmembrane transport. The transcript has 11 exons.
AUGUCUAAGCCUCAGAAAAAUAGAAAGCAGCCCUUCUGGCUCGGAGGUGCCGCUGCAUCCAGUGAGCGAAUGCAAACGCGCCCUGGUAAUGCCCCAAAGGCAACCAUGUUUGGCACACUCACAUCCUCGGUCCGCAACCUCGGCGUGCGUAGCGUUUACACCGGUAUCUCGGCCGCCCUCAUGCGACAAAUGUCCUACUCAAUGGUCCGCUUUGGCUGCUACGAGCAUAUGAAAAAUGUUAUCACUGAUGGCGGAAGAAAGCGGCCGACCGCAGUUCAGCUUAUCGUUGCAGGAGGAAUAGCAGGUGGACUAGGUGGUAUUGCAGGUAACCCAGCAGACGUUUUACUUGUCCGAAUGACUACGGAUGAAGUCCGUCCGGAGAAGGAUCGGUUUAGAUAUAAACAUGCUAUUGAUGGCCUGAUUCGACUUGUCCGUGAAGAAGGCGUAUCUGCCUUGGCGCGAGGUAUGAGUGCUAAUGUCACUCGAGCCGUAUUAAUGAACUGCUCACAACUCGCAUCAUACGACUUUUUCAAAUCUUUGAUCCUGCAUUCGGCGCGCUUCGAUGUCAAGGAUGGAAUUGCCUUGCAUGCUUCUUGUAGUAUUAUGUCGGGUUUGGUUGCGACAACGAUCUGUUCACCGGCAGAUGUUAUCAAGUCUCGGGUGAUGCAAUCUUCGAAUAAUGAAUCUAUGCUCUCGGUUGUCAAAACCUCUCUGAGAAAUGAGGGCGUGCGGUUCUUGUUUAAAGGGUGGACCCCUGCUUUUGUUCGAUUGGCUCCCAAUACGGUGCUACUGUUUGUCUUCCUGGAGCAAUUGAAAAAGAUGUAUGCGCAAGUAUAA